CUGUGGGAUGCUUAGACGGUACUAGUGCUUGAGUAAGCGAAUGCUCAAUUUCUGUUUGCAAUAAACAAUGAAGAAAAUUAACAUUCUCGAGAUCUCUUCCCUCGCUGGCAGGACAAUUUGAAAAGCAAAGAAAGAAGCAACAUGUCGAGAAGAGCAUGCAAAAAUUAUAGCAAAUAUGAUGUUCAAUUUAUUGACGAUCUUCGGAUCUCGUCCAUUGUCACUUGGGAUUAUCUUGGUUUUCAGUAGUUUCAUGUCUCACUUACGCUAGCUCAUCGACCUGCUCAGCUCCCUACUUCAGCUCAUCGACCUGCUUGGCCCACUUCUUCUUGAUCAAUCGACUCUCUUACCUAAAUUAUCUCCAUUAUAACGCUUAUACACUCAAAACAAAAAGAGGUUAUUACCAGGUGAGCCAGCGUACGAUACAGUACUUUAGUUGACAAUGACAGCUAUCUGAGUCAGAUUAUAAAUGAGUAUCCCUAGUUUUUCCUACCAGGAUAAAUAUUUAGUUUAAAGAAAAUGGUAGAAAAUAUAUGACAAUCUCGAGAAGAUGGAAGGGCCCUUACAACAAACACAAGCAAAACAAAUAAAAUUUUCUAUUUUAUAUAUGACAAUCUAUGUAUAACAAUAUGAAUCGUAUUGUAUAGUUUUCUCUAUGUAUAAUUUAUUUUCUCGUACGGUUAUAUAAUGGAUUCUCUAAUUUUGUUUCAACAUAUUGAGUCUAGUUUAUGUGGACAACUUGCCCUCCACUCUGAUCAUUGGAUUGGCUUGUAUAAUUAGUAUGACAAUCUGAGUCAUAUUGUAUAAUUUUCUCUAGAUAUGUUUUAUUUUCUCGUAUGGUUAUAUAAUGGAGUCUCUAAUUUUGUUUCAACAUACUGAGGCUGGUUUACGUGGACAACUUUCCCGCCACUCUGAUCAUUGGAUUGACUUCUAAAGUUGCAUAAUUCGUUAUAACUCAUACUUAUAUUCUAAAUUUUUUCCCUAUGCUUUUCAUUUGUUCAGGGGUAACAUGUGUAUGGCCAAUACAAUAAACUCUAGCAUACUAAUUGGAAUGUUGUGUGAUUACGAUCUUGGUUUUGAUAGAAUUUGAUCAAUAUGAACUGAAAAUUUUGGAUAUUGGUGAUUUACGUGAAGGUCAUGCAUGAUUAAGAUGCAAACUAUAUUUUUCUCAUUUUCUGGAUGCAAUUAAAUGAUUCUUUGCUGGAUCGUUACCAAUGCUGACAUAUUUUUUAGCAUCUCAUUUGUUAGAAAAUUAGUUUCAGUUAGUAGGAGAUAUUUCAAUAUCCCUAAAUAUUUCACAUGGUUUGUUCUUUUACCCUGGUGAUACCUUUUGAUUAGUUCAAUAGUUUAUCGAGAUGAAGUUUGUGUUUCAUUCAUUUUUUAUGUCACACUUUUGAGCUUGAUGGGUUAGCAAACGAUGCAAAAAGAACUUGUUUAGAUCACAGUACAACACGACACAUAAACACCUAGUAAGAUUUAAAAAAGAAAAUCUACAUCUAAUAAAUGAUUAGGUACUAAUUUCUUCCCAGAUCGGAGUUUCCGAUGAUUUCCAUAGGUUGGUUCCAUCUUCCAAUUGCAUGGGGUGGACUUUGCUAGUUUCUCAUUAACUUAGGAUGAUCUGAGAGGUUAGAUUGACAACAAAUAAAUCAUUCUAUCACAAAUUCUCCACCAUCUUGAGAAAGUAUAACAACCAUUUUGUACAAAUAUCAAAAUUGUAUGACCAAUUUGUAUAAUUACCCGACAACUUCUCCACUGUGGGGUCUUUGAAAAGACACGACUAUGGUACCAGUACUAUAAUAAUCAAUUCCAAACAGUCCACCAAAUUUGUAUCAUUACCGUUGCUUUUUUUGCCUUUUUUUUUAAUUAUUAAAAAUUGCUACCUCACUCACUCCCUCUCUUUUACCACCGAGCUAAGCAAAAAAAGCUGAGGCUCCAGAGACAAAGCCGCUUCCUUUCUGCACAAACUCCUUUUUGGGGGUUCAAAACAAAGGUUCAUAUGGUAAUGCUAAUUACUACCCGCUCCUAAAUUCCAGCCCUUACUUCAAACGAUUCACUUUCCUUAUAGGUUCGUUUUCCCUGGAGAGAAAAUCCCACUCUUAAAUUCCCCCCCUACCUACUCGACCCUGUUCGUUUCCAGCGAAAAUUUUGAGUAAAGUUCGAGUCUUUUUGAGCUUCCAAGGUUUUAUCAAUGGAGUUCUUCAAGCGGGUCGUUUGGUUUUGCUCUCUACUCAUCCUCUUUUCCUCGCUUGUCUCUGCUGACACCGACCCUCGCGAUGUUGCUGCGAUGAACAGCUUGUGUGUUUCUCUGAACUUGCCGCCAUUGCAAGGAUGGAAGCCAGUUGGAGGAGACCCUUGUGGGGAGCAAUGGCAAGGGGUCAGCUGCGUUUUCUCCAAUAUAACGGCUCUGAAACUGAAUGGGCUGAAUCUUGGAGGUACAUUGGACAUUGGCAUUGAACAAUUUGAGUCUAUCUUAGAAAUAGAUCUCAGCAACAAUCAUAUUGGAGGGAGCAUUCCAAUCGUUCUUCCUCCUACAUUGAGAAACUUCUCUCUAGCUGGGAAUCAGUUCAAUGGAAGUGUUCCGAGCACGUUAUCAUCAUUAACUCAGCUCGUAGACUUGUCAUUGAACAAUAAUUUUCUGAGCGGUGGGUUACCGGAUUCCUUUCAACCGCUUAUCAGUUUGGUUAACCUAGACUUGUCAUGGAAUAACUUGAGUGAUUUGCUACCUCCAUCGAUGGGAAGCUUGUUAUCCCUUAGCUCACUACAGCUGCAGAAAAAUAAACUUAUUGGGACUCUUGAUGUACUUCAGGAUCUUCCUCUUCAAGAUCUGAAUGUAGAGAACAAUCUGUUUUCAGGGCCUAUACCAUCGAAGCUGUCAGCCAUACCCAAUUUCAGGAAAGAUGGGAAUCCAUUCAACACAACGAUCCUUCCUUCCCCUCCUGCACCUCUACCUCCUCAAGUUUCAUCACCGUCACCUUCUUCCUCUGCUCAGCCACCUUGGAUAUCAGGAUUCGGGCCAUCUUACCCCGAAAAACAAAAGCCUUCCGAAGGCCAAAAGAAAGAAGCUUUCACUUCCAACACUAAGAAAGUCGUGAUUGCAGCUGCUGGGACAACAGCAGUCAUCCUAUUAGGACUGUGUGUCUGCCUGCCAAUAUACUGCAAAAGAAAAUAUGCUCGACAAGAUCCAGAAGAUGCUGAGUUUCGUGGAUUUAAUGAUGACAAGUCGCAGAAUAAAGCUUCUCUUAAAGUUUAUCAUGAAGAGCACGGAGCUCCAAAGGGAUUGGUCACGAAGCUGGAUGAACAGAAAGGACCUGAGAGUAGCCUGAAGACACAGGAUGAACAAGUUGCAUCAGAUCAGAAGAGAAUAGCUUCGAGUUCAACUGGUGCGUCCCUAAAGCAAUGCCCUCCUCCUCCUGACAACAAGGUGACCGUCAAUGAUGAGAACCAAAUGAAUAAGGACUUGUCCUCUGCUGGAGUUUUCACCAUUGCAACACUACAACAGUAUACUAACAGCUUUGCAGAAGAGAACUAUGUUGGAGAAGGCUCUCUCAGCCGUGUUUAUAAGGCUGAGCUUUCUGAUGGGAAGCUAGUGGCAGUCAAGAAGCUAAAUGCCACAGCUUCUGGGCAAAUAACUGAUGAAAAAUUCCUUCACCUAGUCUCUGCCAUCUCUCGAAUCAACCAUCCCAACAUCGUGGAGUUUGCUGGUUACUGCAUCGAGCAUGGCCACAAGUUACUUGUGUAUGAGUACUGCGAAAAUGGGACCUUGCAUGAUGCUUUACAUUUGGACGAGGAGAUUCAUGGGAAGCUCUCGUGGAACAAGCGUGUCAGACUGGCACUAGGAGCCGCCAGAGCCCUGCAGUAUCUCCAUGAGGUCUGCCAACCUCCAGUUGUCCACCAAAACUUUAAGUCUGCCAACAUUCUUCUCGAUUUCCAGCUAGUAGCAAAGGUAUCUGAUUCCGGUUUAGGGUCUCUGAAGUCUUCUUCUUCGACUUCAGUUGGGUUCUCUGGACGGCACAACAUUAAUUCUCAGCAGGGUUACACUGCUCCUGAGUUGGACUCAGGAAGCCACUACAGCUCCAAGAGCGAUGUGUAUAGCUUCGGGAUCGUAAUGCUUGAACUCCUUACAGGAAGGAAGUCCUAUGACAGUUCUCGUGCUAGAGGGGAGCAGUAUCUGGUGAGAUGGGCGAUCUCACAGCUUCACGACAUCGAUUCCUUGUCGAGAAUGGUCGACCCUUCGCUGGUCGGCUCAUACCCUGCCAAGUCUUUGUCUCGUUUCGCCGAUAUUAUCUCCAGAUGCAUUCAGUCGGAACCAGAGUUCAGGCCGGCUAUGUCUGAAGUGGUACAAGAUCUCCUGCAGAUGAUAUGAACAUUGUUAGGAGUGCUAAGUGCUAACUAACCUCAAUUGUUUAUGUGAAUAACAUUAUCCCUUCUAUCCUACUAGGUAGUUAAUGUAAGAUUACACACUUUUGCAUCUUUGAUUUGUCUUGCACAAAUCAGUUUUGGGUUUGGCUUUGCGACUAUUCGAAUGAGUGACAACACAGCUAAAAAAAGAACUGGUAACAGGGCACUUGUUUCUCUUUGAAACAUAGUCGUGUUUUCGGGUUUCCAUCGAUUUCUUUUGGUCUUUAUAUUUGUUCGAGUAUAUUUUAUAUUCAAAGAUAUCAAUAUCAAGAUUUGAACUAGAAUCCAUUUAAAAAGACGAGAAUAAUAAUAACUGGCAACUCUAAACAAAUUUGUUGUAUCUUACAAAAUAUACACGAAAUUCAAAUAUGAAAAGAGAGUACUUUUCCAUCAAGUUAGCUAUUGCUAAGUCUUCUGUAAGUAUCUUUAUGAUACUUGAUACUACAAUUCUCAUAUUUUGCUUAUUACGAUUUAAUUUUAUCUAGUAAUGUAGUUUAUUUUUCUAACUUAUAAAUGAAAAACAAUCUUAAAUCACAAUCCAAGUAUCAUUGGUUGGAAUAUUGUAUAUCAAAGUCUAGUAUUUUUCUAACUUACUAAAUUGGUAUUAAUUUUUAUGGGUAAGUUAUUUCCUUUUUAGAAGUUUCAAAGAUCAAGGACGAUCUAUAAACACUCACACAACACAUUUCAAGAAAAAUAAACAUGUCAAACAAAGAGAACAAUAGAAAUGGAUACUUGGAAAAAACCCACGGUUUUCUUAAUUGACGAGUAGUAAAUAGAAAUUUCAACCAAUGGAUGGAGAAGUAAAUGUGAUUAGAAUUUUUUAUUGCAUAAAAAUAAUUUUUUAAUGCCUAGAAUACAAUAAUUGAUUAAUUCUCAUUAGAUCUAGCCCCAUCUUUAAAAUUAAGGGUCCAAUAUGUCUAUGCACUAUAUCAUGGACCGCCGCAACCCAUUCGACAACAUGUCGAAAGCUUUGAAUUCGUAUCGAGAGUGGUUAUAUCUUUGUUAAAUUUCAUAGUUUAUUAAUUCCGUUAAAUGUUAUAAUUUACAUAUCUACAUGUUAAAUUUAAGAUAUAAUAAUAUUAGAUAUAUGGGACAUAUAUCUACUCAUGAGUACUCAAAAAUCGUGGGGUAUGGAGAUGGAGUUAGCCUUCUACUGACAAUAAUAUUAUGAGGUGGGUAUUGUUGGGCCAAGUAUUGGAACACGUGGGACCUAAGGCCCAUGGUUACAAAGCUCACAAACAAACAGACUCAACCCGACAUUCUAUACGCAGUCACCCUGCUGAGAUCGCCCGACAUAAAAGACCAACGGCCCCUAGUCACUUUGGUACGGAGGAUGUCAGAUAUCCGUACUGACAACGCAUGUAAUGAGUCCAUAGGCGUCCCAAACCGCCCGACAUAAAGGACCAACGGUUCCUCGACCCAUUAUGUACAGAGAAUGUCAGAUAUCCGUAUUUAGGGGUGGCUAUUUGGACCGGGACCGGAUUAAAGACCGGAAACCGGACCGUAUAACCCGGACCGAGACCGGACCGGGACCGGAUAGUAAACAAUCCAAUCCAAUCUUUGGGCUUAGAUUUGAGGUAAAAAACCGGAUAAGAGAGCUCAACACCCAAAACUUAAGGGUAAUUUGCCUAAACGGUCACAAACCUUUGCACUUAGUACAAAACUUAACCAACUCCUCACCCUUUAAGGCCUUAAGCCACUCAAAUACCACAAUCUCAAUGUAAAAUCAAGACCGAAUUAGGACCGGACCGGAUCAAAACCGGACCGGAUCAAGACCGGACUGUAUCCAAUCCAAUCUUUGGUCCUUAUAUUUUCAAAAAGACCGGACUGGACUGGAUCAAUUUGGGCCAAUUUAACCGGACCGGACCGUAUAGCCACCCCUAUCCGUAUUGACAAUGCAUUAAUGAGUCCAGAGGCAUCACAGGGCGCCCGACAUGCCAUUAAAUGCCCAACCUAGGC
Linum trigynum is the source of this 6354-nucleotide messenger RNA. The record is from the annotation of a GenBank genome assembly. NCBI's taxonomy places the organism in Eukaryota, Viridiplantae, Streptophyta, Magnoliopsida, Malpighiales, Linaceae.